Caenorhabditis sp. 36 PRJEB53466 is the source of this 4212-nucleotide messenger RNA. The record is from the annotation of a GenBank genome assembly. NCBI's taxonomy places the organism in Eukaryota, Metazoa, Nematoda, Chromadorea, Rhabditida, Rhabditidae.
AUGACUUGUUUUCAGUUCGGCCGAAAGCGGCGACGGCGAAAUGAUCGAAAGAGAAAGAUGACGGGGCAUGAGGAAGCGGAUCCGCCGGCCGAGGAAAACGACGACGAACCGAGCGGCAGGACCUCCAUCGGAUGCUCGCCGCUCACCAGAAGACGCAGAAAGUCCGCCGCCGUCGGUGAGUUAUCAAGACCGGUUGGGGAAUGAGUUCAUCAGCUUUAUAAUAUCAAAAGUCUCUCCUCAUCCGGUCUAUGAUUCUUGAUUCCUCACUUCAUUUCCCUUCUUGAAGUGAUGGAUUUCCAAUGCAGCAUAUUAAUUUUCUCCCUUUUUUCACUAAAAGAACACAAGAAUCUCUAGAUAAGAGUGAGGAAACCCAAAAAAAGAAGAAAAAGCAGUGAAGCACAUCUUUUUGGCUCUCUCAGAAAAAAUGAACCGAAAGGAGAAAUUAGGCGUCUUCUUCCUUCUCUGCUUCUCUCUCUCUCUCUCUCACUCUCCGAUUUUCAUUUGCACAUUUUCAGCUCUCUAGUGUAUUCUUGAAAAGAAAAGAAAACAUUUCCGAAAAAAAAACAAUCGCAUCAUUUCCUUUUUCGCCUUUUUCACAACCAUCUUUCCGGUCAAUGUUCAUACUUUCCGCCCCCUCCAUAAUAACAUUAUCGUUCCCUUUUCGGUUGCAGAACAUGCGAUUCUCCACUUUGGCUCGGAUAUUUUUGAUAUUUCGGCGCAAAAAGCGGAAAAUUCGUCGGGAGCCCACAUUCAUGUCUUAUCGGGUGUUGAGAAGUAGGCCGGUUUGGGGGGACUCAUAGAAUAUUUUCGGAUUUUUUAGAAAGCCCAAAUGUUACGUAUUCAGGAGCUUCCUCAUCCGACAAAACCGCACAUUCGCCACGAAAAUCGCCCGGAUUCCGAUUUCGACGCAUUUUCGACACUUUCACAUUCACCAGGUAUCAAUCCGUUCGUUUCGAGACCCUUUUGGACUUUUGAAUCGUAUAGUUUUGUCACUUUUUCAUUCUAUGACGUGUGGGUGUGUGAUUCAUGUGUCUAUGCAUAACAAAAAGUCCAUGUUUUGGGAGCAAGGCAUCUGAAAGAAUAAGAAGUUACUGUACUAGUGGGACAUCAUUGGAAGCGUCCUGAAGGUUCAGCAACUAACAAACGGUAUAUUUGGGGCGUUUUUAAUGAUCCAUUCUAGACGACUGACAAUGAGAAGCGUUCGUUCAUCCAAGCUUCAUAGAACUCAAAGAUUAGACAAAGAUAUACUUCAGGAUCUCUUUGUGAAAUGAAAAAUCUAGUCAGAUCGGGCCAAUAUUGAUGGGCUUACUUUACUGUUCUCUUAAUUAUACAGUCAAAAUGCGUUUCCCAAUUACAGAUCCCUGAAGCCACAAUACUCGCUCGACCAGAAUGCCGUGAGUUUCAGCUCUUUCCAUCUCUCCCUCUCUCUCUCUUUCUUUCUUUUCUCUCCCCUCUCUUUCUUUUGCGCACUCUCUCGCGUUGCGAUCAUUUUUCGGAAAUAAAACGAGGCGAUCCGUCCGUCCGUUCAUGGAAAAAAGCAAUAAUAUUGCGCCUUGCGAACCGCUCUCUCUCUCCUCUUCCUUUUCGUUUUCGCCGCCAUUUUGAUCGAAACCGUUGAAAAUGGUGAAUCUGAAUCUGAAGAGCAUCGUGCGGCGCAUCAAUUCCAACACUUCCGCAAGUCACAUUUCCAAAUUGAAAUAUCGAAGUUUGUCGUCGACGUUGGUGGUCAGUUUUCUAGAGAAAUCAACAUUAAAAACAAUGCAAAUCACGGAUUUAAUGUGUUUUAGAACGAUGAAGAGUCGGAGGAGAAAAACGGCGAGUUGGAUGUGGUCACUCUGCUCCUGGAGGUCCGGCUCAACAACGGAGAGGAUCUUCCGGUCAAGGAUGCUUCAGGUCGGACUCCAAAAAAAAAAGAUCACCCUAAAAACAUGUAACUAUUCCAGGCAGCUCGGAUCCGUACGUCAAGUUCCGUUACAAAGAGAACGUCGUCUACAAAUCGGGCACAAUCUUCAAAAACCUGAAUCCGUCGUGGGACGAGGAGUUUCAGAUGAUCGUCGAUGACGUCACGUGCCCCGUUCGGCUCGAGGUUUUCGAUUUCGAUCGCUUUUGCACGGAUGAUUUUAUGGGCGCCGCCGAGGUCGACUUGUCGCAGGUCAAAUGGUGCACGUGAGUGGAAAAGAAACGGAGAAACCGUACCAUGUUCUCUUAAGUCCCACCGAAUUCCGGGUGGACCUUCUCGAUGAGGUCAAUCAUCCGGCUGGAAAAGUGUCGAUUUGUGUGACAAUCACCCCGAUGACCCAGUUGGAAGUACAACAAUUCCAUCAAAAAGCGACUAAAGGUGUGCUGACGACGUCGGAGAAAAAGAAGGAGCGAAGUCGGUCCCCAGUUCGUCAUCCUUAUAACUAUCAGAGUUUCCAGCAAACACGCAAGAAUGGGCAAAGAUCGUGAACAUCGUACUCGUCGAGGGAAAGGGUAUUCGGGUGGACGAACGGUGUCCGGACGCGUUCUGCAAGUUCAAAUUGGGACAGGAAAAGUACAAGACGAAGGUGUGCUCGAGCAUUGAGCCCGCCUGGAUCGAGCAGUUCGAUUUGCACGUGGUCGACGCGGCCGAUCAGAUGCUGCAGAUGGCCUGCAUCGAUCGGAAUACCAAUUCGAUCAUCGGAAGGUUACCCGCAAUCACUGGGAUCACGAUCUUUGUAGGUUCCUGGUUUCAGAUUGGCCAUAGACCUGUCGAAUGUUUCUCUGGACGAGACUGUUCAGAACUGGCACCAUUUGGAAGGUGCUCCGGACGAUGCUCAGGUCCUUUUGCUCAUAACAGUUUCGGGAUCGCAUGGAGCCGGAGAGACUAUCGAAUCGGACGAAUUCAACUACAACGACAUCCGGAACAGCAGAAUCCAAAAGUACGAUAUCACGAACUCCCUCGCGGAUUUGUCCGAUAUCGGAACAUUGACUGUCAAGCGUAAGUGUAUAGGAAUUUGUUCUAUCAUUUUAUGGAUAUUUUUCUCAGUUUUCGGUGCUGAGGACCUUGUCGCCAAGGAUUUUGGCGGGAAAAGUGACCCGUUCGCAGUGCUCGAAUUGGUGAACACACGCGUUCAAACGAACACGAUCUACAAGACAUUGAGCCCGAGUUGGAACAAGAUUUACACUUUGUACGUGUGUGCCUUCCGUCAAUUUGCUUUUGAAACUUCAUUUUUAGUGCCGUCAAAGACAUCCACACGUGUCUCCAAGUGACAAUUUUCGACGAAGAUCCCAACAAUCGGUUCGAGUUCCUCGGCCGCGUCCAAAUUCCACUAAAAUCAAUUCGAAAUUGCGAGAAGCGGUGGUACGGGCUCAAAGAUGAAAAGUUGAGAAAACGGGUGAAAGGGGAGGUGCUUCUGGAGAUGGACGUCAUCUGGAAUCCGGUCCGCGCCGCCGUCCGCACGUUUAAGCCCAAGGAGCGCAAGUAUUUGAGCCAGGAGCAGAAGUUCAAGGCCUCGCUCUUCCGGACCUACUUCGGAGAGCUCAAAGAGGUGGUGAACGUGCUCGCCAACUACAAGAACCAAGUGGAAUAUCUGCUGUCGUGGCACUCGAAACCCAAGUCUCUCACUGCUUAUGUCGUGAGUCCAUGUGGUCUGAGACUUUUUUAGACCCCAAAGUUUUCAGAUAUUCAUGUUGUUCGUGUACUUCUUCGAAAUCUUCUUCAUCCCCCUCCUGAUUCUAGCCAUCUUCGCCUACAAUUUCGUCAGAUCGAAGACUUCCGGAGAAGAAAACAACUCGCCGCGCCGCUCGCUGCCACGUGGCCAAAAGAGCGAGGAGGAGGACGAGAAGGCGGGCACCGGGAUCCGCGACGCGAUCACUUCAGUCCAGGAGAUCCUUUUGUCCGUCCAGAUCCACCUGCACUUCGCCACGCAACUCCUCCAAAAGAUCCGCAACACGUUCAACUUCACCGACAUUUGGCUCUCGGCGCUCGCCGUCCUCGUGCUCUCGCUCGCCUUCCUCCUCCUCUAUUUUGUGCCGCUCCGCUGGAUUAUUCUCGUGUGGGGCACCAACAAAUUCUCGAAAAAACUGCGCAACCCGAACUUUGUGGACAACAACGAACUGCUCGACUACCUGUCCCGCGUGCCUUCCCGAACCGAACUCGUCAGUUUUUAGGUCGAAAAUAUUAUAUUCUGUCUGUUCUUCUUUCAGCAAGAGCAAUCGAACGAACGUGUCAACCGACCAACCAGCCUGUGA